This is a messenger RNA of Striga hermonthica, 1266 nucleotides long. The record is from the annotation of a GenBank genome assembly. Lineage: Eukaryota; Viridiplantae; Streptophyta; Magnoliopsida; Lamiales; Orobanchaceae.
AUGGACACCGGGAGUAACCUCGUCUGGGUCCACUGCUGCUUCAGCUGCCCCUAUGGCUUCAAUCCCGACCGCUCCAUCACCUACGCCAAGAACCUCAGCAUCUCCUCCAAAUGCUUCAGCUUCACCCCCGGCACCUUCCAGGAGGGUCUCGACUGCCGAUUUUCCACUGUGUACGAGGACGGGAUGUGGAGCUCCGGCGUCAUCGCCCGCGAUACCUUUACCCUCGCCACGUCGGAUAGCGGGCUCCGCAAGGUCCUCGACGUCAUGUUCAGGUGCGCGGCCGACAUAGGCGGCAGGACCAGCGCCCUGGGUGGGGUCCUCGGGAUGGUGGCCCAGAGCCCAUACCACCUGGCGGCCCGGCUGUGGAACAGGUUCUCAUACUGUAUCGGUGAUCUGCGGAACCAUGGGUACGCGCACAACCAGCUAGUGUUCGGGGCAGUGAUCCAGGGAGACUCGACCCCCAUGCUACUCGGUCACACUGGAGGGGAUAAGCGUCGGGGGAGAGCCGCUGAGCAUCAAGGGGGACGAGUUCGAGUUCAACGUGGUGGACUCAGGGAGCACAUCGGUGAGGAAUGGGAUGAUAGUCUACAGUCGAAAGAGCAAAUUGAGGCGAGCUUGCUGCAUAAAUUUGAAGCUGCAAUGAGGCGUGAACGGGCUUUAGCUUAUUCAUACACUCAUCAGCAAACAUGGAAAAAAUCAUCCAAGCCGACCAACUUGCUCUUCAUGGACCCAACCAAUCCUCACUGGGGCUGGAGCUGGUUAGAACGCUGGAUGCCAGCUGUCACCGGGCCAUUGGAUAAUUAUUCCCAAAUUGCCCUCGAUAAAGAAAACAAUAUCAAAACCCCUUCCGGACUUGGUGACAUAACUAAGUCUUUUGCCCGUCAUCAGCUCUCGAAUUCCGAGCCAAAUCCACCUUCACCGACCAGCCUAAAAAAACCUCCGCUUACCCCAAAAUCAUCAGCCUCUGUAACUUCCAAGAAAAUCAAGCUCCCGAGCCCGAAAGGGAGCUCAAUUUGUCAAGAUGAUGAAUCGAGAAGUACUGUUAGCCUUAAUUCGGGAAGGAAUAAUAGGAGGCAUACAAUUGGUGGGGGCUCGUCUAUUAGAGACGAUGAGAGUUUGACGAGUUCACAAACCUUGCCGAGCUACAUGGUGCCAACUCAGUCGGCUAGGGCUAAGCUGAGGCUUUCGAGUCCAUUGGGAAUGGAGAAUGUUUGUGUUUUGUUUGUUGCCAUUGUGAGGAGGGCUUUGGUUUGUGGUUUUGGUUGA